UCUUUAGAUGGGAGAGCCCAAAGGCCCGUCAGCCCUCGUGGGUCUGGGACGGAUCCUGGUCACGUUAGCUGUUUGCUGACGUUUGCCUCAGUGUGUGUUUACAUGUGUCAACAGCUUGUUCUGCUGUCUGUCUGACAGUUUUGCCAACAUUGCUUUUGGUUUAUUGUACGGGGAAAAUCAGAAUUUGCUCAUGUAAAUAAUUCAUGUGUCAUUGGAGUCGUUUUUGAAGGCACUUACCUGUCUUGUUUUUGGGAGUAUCACGUGGUUUUUAAACAUAACUUCAGUUGACAUAUUAGCAUGUAAAAAAAAAUUAAAGGACCAAGAACAGAACCCUGAGGAACCCCACAGGUGUUCCAGGUGUCUGUGGGGACGUUCAGCAUGGCGGUAGGCCUGCAGGUUGUGGGUCUGCUUCUGGGCGUGGUGUCCUGGUGUCUGCAGUCCAGCUGCACCUCCUCUCAGGUGUGGAAGGUGAAGAGUCAGAUGGAGUCGGUCACCACCAGUCAGUGGCAGUUUGAAGGUCUGUGGAUGAGCUGCGCUGCCACCUCGCUGGGGUCCAUUCAGUGCAGCAGGUUCAAGACGGUGCUGGGACUGCCGGCUCACCUGCAGGCCUGCAGGGCCCUGAUGAUCCUGUCCCUGCUGGUUGGUCUGGCCUCCAUCAUCGUCUCUGUGCUGGGACUCAAGUGCACCAAGAUUGGCAGAACCUCGGAGCGCGUCAAAGACCAGAUCGCCCUGGCCGGAGGAAUCCUGUUCGUCCUGUCCGGCGUCUUCACUCUGAUUGCAGUCUCCUGGUACGCUGCCAAAGUCAUCAAUGAAUUCUACGACCCACUUUACGGAGGAGUCAGGUUUGAGUUGGGUGCUGGUCUCUAUCUGGGGUGGGCAGCCUCCUGUUUGGCCAUACUGGGAGGAUCUAUGCUCUGCUGCUCCUGCAGGAAGACUUCCCUCGCCCCCCCUGCUCGGCAGUUUUCAUACAACUUCACCACGACGAGCCGAGGACAGAACAUCUACAGAGCAGCUCCGGCCUCAGACAGCCGCAGCUCCACUAAAGCUUACGUCUGAAGCUCCUCGAUGCUGCCGCUUCCUGUCUGAUCAACUGCUGUCCCGCAGCAGCAUCGCGGUGUAAUUCAUCCUGCGUCCUCUGAACUUUGUUUUCCCAAAAUUAAAAGUAUGCUGUUAAGUUUUUUUUAACUAAAGGAUUUUACUGUGAAGGCACUCAUUCUUUGAUGUAUGUUUAAAUACUUUGUACUGUUGACUGUCAUCGUCUACCAAACACAAAAAUGAAAACCGGACUUUCUUCAGGCCAGAGUUCAAAACAUUUCCAGAACUUUCCAAACCACCCAGGUUGAUUAACCUGCGUCACAAGUUCCUUUUUGACAUGUUGUAAAUAAAUGUUUCCUGAAGCUCUAGUUCCACCAACAGAAACGUCUGACCACAGAUCAGCCUUUUCCUCUUGAAAGAUUGCUCUUAUAUUAGCUUUGUUACCUGGAAACCUUCACAGGUUUUGUUUUAUUGUUGUAUCUGAAUCCAGAAUUGAGUCCACCUCCCAAAUGUAAACCCUUUUGUCAUUCUCACUGUGUGAUCAGUUGACCAGUCGUGCAAACGCUGGCAGCAGGAAUACCAUAUUGUAUUAUAUGCUAAUAAUUGUUGUUAUCGUUGUUGUAUUGAUGUCCAUGAAGGAGCCGCUCGUAGAGCUCAGUGUGACACCACGCUGUCCGGUUGGUGCUCGUGAAAUGUUUGACUGUAUGGAGAUUUAUGGAUUCUAACAUGUAACACAAUGAAGAGCUGACAUCAUGACUUUAGUUCGUCUUCCUUUGCUGGCUGCUUUUCAGCUCGCUGGUGGGCGGAGCUGAGGCCUCGUCAGGUGCAGCACACCUGGGCAGGCGGCACUUGGGAAGCUGUAAAUCAGACAGGCAGGAUUUUGUCUUCCUCCUUCCUUAAGCUGCCGACUGACACUGCAUACGUGCUGACUCAUUGUUCUGUUUCAUUAAUUUAAGUCAUUAAAACGUUUGACUGUG
Scatophagus argus is the source of this 2012-nucleotide messenger RNA. RefSeq names its product claudin-1-like. Gene Ontology annotation, biological process: bicellular tight junction assembly; cell adhesion. Gene Ontology annotation, cellular component: bicellular tight junction; plasma membrane. NCBI's taxonomy places the organism in Eukaryota, Metazoa, Chordata, Actinopteri, Scatophagidae. The record is from RefSeq and is a predicted model, not a curated record. The transcript is spliced from 6 exons. Gene Ontology annotation, molecular function: structural molecule activity. Bases 379 to 1056 code for a protein of 225 amino acids.